AUGUCUGUGAAAAAAGCAAUACCAAUUCAAACUCUUUAGCUUGAAGUUAUGGCAAAUAAAUAAUCGCCUUAGGUUAACAAGGAUUAAGUUCAGAAGGCUGUGAUUGGAUCAGGAGGAUUCAAAAUUCCACAAACAGUUAUUGAAGAGAAAAAAAAAAUGUUUUCUACUAGUCAAAAGAAAGACGAGCCUAUUUUGGACAUGUAAGUGUCUCAACUUGAGAUAUACUAAAAAAUGGGAUUACAACCUUAUAAGAUGUAGAAUGCAAUGGAAGAUAAAGAAAAAAUUGUAUUUUAAAAUCUAAAGGAUUAACCAUUGGCUAAAUCAAACUUCAUUUUUGAAUAAAGAAGAGUAGUAGAAAUUGAGUAAAAAGAUAUUGAAAAUCGAAUGAAUUAAUUUGUUAUUGAGGAGGAGGCUCCACCUUAAAAUGAGCGAUUAGAUUAAAUUCAGAGUGAAAUUGAUAAGCAUUAUGACAGAUUGGAUAAAUUAGAAUAGUAAUUCAUGAAGUAAGACUUAGUGGAUAGUUAUCAACCUGAUGAUAAUGUUUGGGAGAAAAUCAAGUAAUUAAGAGAGUAUAGAAAUAACAUAAAGAAAGAAUAAAUGUAAGCUAAGGAAGAAUAUGAGGAAAGAAGAAGAAAGGAUUAAGUAUAAGUCAAAGUUACAGUUGUUGAUAAAUAACAGUAAUAAGUUUUAAAAAAAUAAAAUAAGAAGGAAGAAAAAGAUUAGUUCAUCUAAUAAUAAAUAGACGAUUAUAUAAAACAGAAGGAAUAGAAUAAAAAUAGACCAAGAUCAAAGGAGAAAUAUAUUGAGUAGGUAGUUAUGAAGUCACCGGAAUAACAAUUAUAUGAGCAUUAAUUCUUAGAGUAUCAAAAAGACAAGAAUUUGAAAAAACAAAUGGAAAUAAAGGCUAAGGAAUUUCAGGUUCCAGAAUUUGAAAAGUAUCAUCUUAAAGAAGACAAGGAAAAACCUAAACAUUAAGUGAAUAUUACAGAUAGAGCCAUUCUAAAAGUAUAAAGUAUUGAUGAGUUGCAUCGUGUAUAAGUAUAAGCAUAUACAGAUAAGUAACUUGAUUAAUUGGAUGAUGCAAGUAAAAAAGCCAUUUAUAAAUCUAUUGUAACUGAAAAAUAGUAAGAAAAAUAAAUUGAGAAUGAGAAGAAUGAGUAAUUUGUACUUAAAUUUUCAUUCUAAUAAAUUGAUAAAGAUCAUGCUGGAGUUGUAUCAAAGGGAGAAGUGCUCGAAUUUUUAUGCACUAAUAAAGAUAUCUAAAUUAUAUUCGAUUUAGAUGUGAAAACUAUUGAAAGUGAACUUGAUAAAUUAUAAACUCAUCGUAAAGGAUUACUUGAUUUUUCAGAGUUUAGUAAGUUUGUCAAGAGAUUAUAAUAGGACAGAAUUAAAUUGCUUUCUAAAUUAAAAUAGGAUUCUAAACUAUUUGAAGAGAACCAAGAAGAAAAUUUAAGACUAUAAUAUUCUAAGCCCAUUAAGGAAAUUUUUAAAAUAUUAGAUUAUCAAGAACAAGGAGUUGUGAAUAGAUUAGAUUUGAUAAGAGCUAUAAGGAAUGAUUUAUCAAAAGGUAAAGGUUCCAUUCUGAAUUAACCAAUAAGUCUUUAGCAAGGAAGUCCUACUGUAAAUUAAGUAUUAGAGAAAGUCUUGGCGGAUUAUAGACUAUCUAAGAAUAGGAAGUAGAUGGAAUUAAUAUCAUUGAAUCAACUUGAGGAAUAUUUCAAAUUGUCAUUACCUUAUGAGGAAAUUAGACUGAUGUAGGCACGUAUAAUCUUGGCUCAUUUUGGCCCUGGUUCCAUUGCUUCAGAGGGUUAUUAUGAGAAGAUGAAAGGGAGGUGCUUAUUGGAGCAUGAAGUGAUCUAGCAAAUGUUGGAAAUCUUUAUGAAAUUAGAUAAGGAUUGCGAAUUGAUUGUCAGCAAAAAGGAAUUGAUUUAAUAAAUCAGAGAAACAGUGGAUUGUAAUUAAGAAGCUGCAAUUCUAACUAAAAUUGGAAAAAAGUAUACAUUAGCCAGUAUUUUGGAUAUGAUGGAAAGUACAUUAAACUAAUUGGAAGGUCAUGCUUCUAAUUUUAUUAGUUUAUAGUAAUUUACAGAAUAUUUGACUAAUUUCAAUCCUCUACCUCCAAAAAUACCAAAAUUAUUCUUUGUGAAUGAAUAGAAGGAUCCUCCAACUGAAGAACAUUUAGUAAUGUAAAUUCCAAGUGUAUACUUUUAAAUUAUAAAUGAUGUAUUUGAAAUGAUUCCUACAAUCUGUGCUCAUUUUAUUUUAAAAGAGGAGUUCAUAGCAACCGUUAAAAAUGAUCCUCAAUCUAAGAGUCUUCUUUCACAAAUAGCAAAGAUUGAUCCAAUAUCCAAGAGACCUGAAACAAUCAAUUCUAUUAUUUCUAAAAUUGCUAGAACUGAAAUUGAUUUUAUUUAAUGGGCUGAUAUAGUCUACAUUUUUUCAGAUAAAGGAGAAAUCCCAAGAGAAGAUUUAGAAAAUAAAUUGGAUGUCAAGCCUGUUCCUAGGAGGGGAAGGAAAAUUUAUGAGUCUGUUAUCAAAGGUUAAAUAUAAGAAGAAGAAGAUGCCUUUGCUGAAAUUGAAAAUUUAUCAUUUGAUGAUGCUUAAUAAAAAAGAAUCGAUAAAAAGGCAUAAUCUAAAAUGCAUUCAAGUUCACUUAAUAAAAUUACUGUUCCCAAAGAACCUAAAUUUCAUGAGAGAAAGAAGAAAACUAUUAGAUAAUAAAGAUUAGAACAAAUGGUUAAGGAAAUUGAAGAAAAGGAAGAAUUUGAAUUACAAAAUAAAUUUAAAGCAAAUCCUAUUCCUCUGUCCAUGUUUGUUCCUGCUCAUAAUUUAGAUAGGUUUUCACCUCCUAGAGUCUAAAAUGCCAAUCCUCCAAGCUUUUAUUAGAAGGAUGUCUAAAAAUUUAUGGAAAGAAAGUAAAUUGCAGAGGAACGUUUACAAACUAAAGAAGCUCCAAAAACUUUCAAGGCUAAAGAAAUUCCAGUAGAAUGUACAAUGGAAGUAUUAAAAUAAAAAGAAAUAGCUGAAAAUCAAAGGAAAAAAGAAUAAAGAGAAAAAAGAAAGGCAGAACUCUAGAGUACUAACUUAAUGCCUAAAAGAUUAUAAGAAGAUGAAUAGAAAAGGAAAGAAAAGAAGAAGAAGAUGGAAGAAUUGAAUCCUCAAGAUAUUGACCCUGAAUGCAAGUUUAAUCCAAAAAUUAAUAAAAACUUUGUUUCCAAAAGGGAUAAAGACAAGAAAUCUCAAUAAAGCAAAGGUAUGGAAUUGAAUUAUCUUGACGAAGAUAAUCAAAGAAACAAAAGAAAAGAAUCCUUCCAUGAAGAAGAAUAAUAAAACUAAACACAAAAAUCUCAAACACAAAAGAGUUAAACUCAAAGAUCAUAAUCUUAGAAAUAAUCAGUUUAGAAGUCUUAAUAAAGUUAAAAGUAAGUCAGUUAAUAAAUCAGCCAUAAUUAAUUGGAAGAAUCAUAAUAGGAAAAAUCUGUAAAAGUAUCAUAAAAAUAACAAAGUCAAAAGUAACAAAAUUCCAAUCAAGAUGAUGGAGAAAUGUCACCUGAACCUGAAGAUGACUAUUAAGAUCAAUAAUUUGAAGACUAAGCUUAAGAGAAAUAAAAUGAAGAUGAAAAUAAAGAAGAUGAUUAAUACCAAAAUCAAGAGAAUCAAGAUCAAGAUGAAUAAGAAGUGUAGGAAUAAGAGUAAGUAGAAUAGCAGGAAAAUAAAACUAUGGAAUAAAAAACAGAAUAAGAAAUGUCUAUUCAAUAAUCAAAAAAGUCACAAUAGCUUUCUAAAUAAUCUGAAAUUAAGUAAGAAGAUGUUAAACCUUAAAAAAAUGUUAAGAUAGUUCCACCUGCACCUUAACCAGCUUAAUAGAAUGAUGAAAAGAAAGAGAAAAAGAAAGUUGUAAGCAGUCAAGAUAGGGAACUGCAAAGACUACAAGAAGAGAAAUAAAAAAAGCUAGACGAUAAAAAAAAAUAAAAGGACAAGCUAAAUCCAGAAUACAGAUAAAAAAUAUAAGAUAUGGAGAAUAGAGUUUUCUCUAGACCCUUAGUCAGAGAUGCUAAAUAGCAUGGAUCAUCAACAUUAUAGAAAUAUCGAUAAAUGGCUAAAGAAGCUAGCUUAAAGAAAGAUGAAAAAAACGAAGAGAAAAUUCCAGAGGAUUAAGAGCCUUAGAAUGAUGAAAACUGA
Messenger RNA from Paramecium octaurelia, 4182 nucleotides. The record is from the annotation of a GenBank genome assembly. Lineage: Eukaryota; Ciliophora; Oligohymenophorea; Peniculida; Parameciidae.